CAAAACCGUCCAGUCUGUCCCAUUACUAAAGAAUAAGCAGAGUUCUCAGUCUACAAAGUCUGAAAUCAAACAAACAACUCCUAGCAAGAAGAAAAGUUCAGAGCAACCUGCAAUCCAAAAAACUCCAAGUCAAUCACUAACUGAAUGUGAAAAUCCACCAAGACGGACAUCACCUAGGUUUAAGAAUAGGUCAGAGGAAAGAGACCAUACUGUUGAAAAGAGUACUCCAACACGAUCAUCACUUAGGAAAAGAAAAGUGUAGUUGAACCGGAAAGCGACUCAUAAACUCAACCAUUCCAGUCCAUAUCAGAAGCAUCUCAAACUGCACACUCCAAAGAAGUUAUUCAGAAGCAAAAGAUAGUAAAGCGGAAAUUAUACCAAUCAGGCCCAUGUCCAAAUGUCCAAAUCAGGAAUCCAAAUGAUACCUUCUCUGAUAUGGUUGAACAAGCUGAAGAAUAUGAAGAGGAACCGGAACUGGAGAAUGGUGUUGCUGCUGAAGACAAGGAAAUGGAGAAUGAUACAGAGAAUGACAUACAGCAAAUUAAAAUGAAACAAGAGAUGAGGUUGUUGAAGGAAAAGAGAAAAGAAAUCAUGUUCCACAUGGCCCAAUGCGGAUGGAUUCACUAGGGCUAACAGGCGACAAAUCCCAAAAGCCAGACAAAGCCACUGUUAGCUUUAACAAUAAAGAUCAUCCCAUUGGUGACCCUUCCGUCCAACUUGCAAGUGAGUUGGGAGUUUUAGUAAGGCGGAACAUUCCAUUAACAUUCAAGGAUGGGAGAACGGUCCCUAAAGAAGCCAAAGCUAAUGUUUGGAAGAUUAUCAAGGUAAUUUCUUAACUCUUAAACUCUUUACAUCUUUAUCUCUUUUAACCUUCAAUAUUAACUUAACUCCUUUACUGUUAUUUGCAUAUGAGGUUCAUUGUUGAUGAUUUUUACAAGGACUACUAUUACGGGAAGAUGGGUUGUUAUCUUAAAGAGGCUGGGUCUAAGAAAGCCGGUAAGAUACUCUCCCUAGAUGAGUUGGAAGAAGAAGAAAGAGAGAAGAGGUUGAAAGCACUUAAACCACAAAACAUGUCAGACAAUGAGUGAUAAGAGUUCGUGAAAAAUGUUUGCUCGGAGGAAUUCAGACUAAGUUUUUGUAUCUUGUAAUUUUUUACAUUAAGUCCCUUGUACAGUCAAUGUUGUUAGUGAUAUCUUGUUACUUAACGGCAUUUCACUACUUUGUCAGUCAAAAAGGCUCCAAAUGCAGGAAAUUUGGCAACAUCAUACUACCCCACACACUAUCAGUUGGAAAGGUUACGCUCGACUGGAGGCGGAAAUGCAAAAGAAGCAUAACACAGCUGAAGAGAUUGAUAGAGUUGAAUUGUGGAAAGUGGGUCACAAGCAGAAGGAAGGAAAGGAACCACAUCCGGGGGUUGUUGAGGCUUUUAUGAUCUUCUUGUCAAAGGUCUUGGUGAUGACAAACCAGGUCGACUCAAAGGAAUAGGGUUUGGAGCUACAAAGACAAAGAUGGUUGUCAAGUCCCAUUACAAGAAUAUCAUUAACGAGUGUCGGGAAAAUAUGGUGGAAUUGAAUGGGAGACUUAAGAUGUUAGAGGAAAAGACCUCGAUAUGUGUCUACUUCCAAAAUGGAUCACAUUUGAAAAAGGCCAGUCCAAAUUCUGGAAAUGCUAGUAACAACCAUGUUAGCACUAGCCUGGUCCGUGACAAUGGCAGUUCAUUGAGGAUAACAAAUGUGGUGCAACAACCAGUGGGAGUUUCAGGGAAGAUUAGAUCUUGCAAGUUACUCAUUUGGUACGUCGAGGGCGAGAUUGUGGUUGAAGCAGUUAUUGCUGAUAAUGAUCCGAAGAAGUUAAUCCAUGGAAUGCCAAUGGGAUUUGGAGCUUACAAGGUAUCUGUGACAGCUUCUCUUGUGGAUGAUGCUCUUCUCUACAGGCAAACCAAUGAGUUGAAGUAUAUCCAAGACGCUUUAGGAACUUACAUCUCAUGGGCCAAGGAUCUAAUAUUGCUUGACUAGCCUUCUUAAUCUUCUUUAGGAGAGUUUCGGGAAACUUUGUUCUUUUUUUGUUGCUCUGCAAGUAGACAAAACAUUUUUAUGGUCAUUGGAUUUCUGGAAUGGUUGAAUGGUUAAAAUGUUUGAAUGAUCUAAAACUGGUUAAGUGUUUGAAUGGUUUAAGUGUUUCAAUGUUGUAACAUUUUAAUGGUUUGCAUCUUAAUGAAUGCUAGUAUAUUUGAA
This is a messenger RNA of Papaver somniferum (opium poppy), 2234 nucleotides long. RefSeq lists its product as uncharacterized. The transcript is spliced from 7 exons. The coding region runs from base 1509 to 2015 and encodes 168 amino acids. Lineage: Eukaryota; Viridiplantae; Streptophyta; Magnoliopsida; Ranunculales; Papaveraceae. The record is from RefSeq and is a predicted model, not a curated record.